AAGUUCGAACAGUUCUGGUGAGUUCCCACUUCCAGUACCUUCUCUCUCUAAGAUUCCACAAUGAGAGCUACUCUCAUAAGGACCGGUUCGUCACCGGUUCACGCCUCACUGGUACCCGGUUCACCGAAGGUCUCUUUCUCCGGAUCAGGAAAGGAUUUCGUUAACUCGUCAGUGUUCUCCGGCGAAAACAAGAAGAAAUCGUCACCGUCGCCGCCGCCGCCGCCGCAUUUGGAGAUCAAGGACAAGAGGACUAUCCGGCGAGCGAUGUCGGAAGCUGACGUUUCAUGUCCACUGAACAAAAAUUCCGGUAGGUUUUCUAAGUUAUCAGGUCCUGGAUCUCGCUCUUUUCCGGCUAAUAUUCUGGAGGAGGAGGAGGAGGAGGAGGAGGUGGAGGAAGAGAUCUGCUAUGGUGAUGUGGAUGACUGUGGAAUGUCGUGGAACGUAUUUGUGAGGGAAAAGUCUAACUUCGCCGGUGGCAAAGGAAUGAAGGUCGGCGGCGACGGAGGUAGUACCGAUCAGAAGAAGAUCGGUGAUUAUUAUCAAAAAAUGUUGAAAUCUAACCCUGGAGAUCCACUUCUGUUAAGGAACUACGGACAGUUCUUACAUCAGGUAGAGAAAGAUGCAGUGAGAGCCGAAGAGUACUAUGGAAGAGCUAUUCUAGCAAGUCCAGGAGACGGUGAAGUGUUGUCUCUGUACGGGAAAUUGAUCUGGGAAACCCAAAGAAAUGAAGACAGAGCCAACGCUUACUUCGAACAAGCCGUUCAAGCUUCCUCUAACGACUGCUUUGUGAUGGGAUCGUAUGCACACUUCCUAUGGGAUGCAGAGGAAGACGAUAAUGGAGAAGAAGUGGGCGCAGCUGCUUUGGUGGAGGCCUUUUGACGUGAUCUUAGAUCUCUCUCUCUCUCUCUCUCUCUCUCUUAUGAGGAGGAUGAUGAUGAUGGGUUUCGCGCUUUGUAAUGUAUUAAUAGCAUUUCUGACUCUAACAAGCAACUACUUUGCCUUCCAAUUUUAAGCUUUGUAGCCUAACUGUGUAACUGUAAAAGUUUGAAACCUAAAAAUAUAUGAAGCUUUUGUAAACA
This is a messenger RNA of Macadamia integrifolia, 1079 nucleotides long. RefSeq lists its product as uncharacterized. The transcript is spliced from 3 exons. Gene Ontology annotation, molecular function: protein binding. The record is from RefSeq and is a predicted model, not a curated record. Bases 61 to 879 code for a protein of 272 amino acids. Lineage: Eukaryota; Viridiplantae; Streptophyta; Magnoliopsida; Proteales; Proteaceae.